Procambarus clarkii (red swamp crayfish) is the source of this 2955-nucleotide messenger RNA. NCBI's taxonomy places the organism in Eukaryota, Metazoa, Arthropoda, Malacostraca, Decapoda, Cambaridae. The record is from RefSeq and is a predicted model, not a curated record.
AUGUUAAGGGAACGCUACAACGACGCACGCAGUAAACGCUACAACGACGCACGCAGUAAACGCUGCAACGACGCACGCAGUAAACGCUGCAACAACGCACGCAGUAAACGCUACAACGACCCACGCAGUAAACGCUGCAAUGACGCACGCAGUAAACGCUGCAACAACGCACGCAGUAAACGCUGCAAUGACGCACGCAGUAAACGCUACAACGACGCACGCAGUAAACGCUGCAACAACGCACGCAGUAAACGCUGCAACGACGCACGCAGUAAACGCUGCAACAACGCACGCAGUAAACGCUGCAACGACGCACGCAGUAAACGCUGCAACAACGCACGCAGUAAACGCUGCAAUGACGCACGCAGUAAACGCUGCAACAACGCACGCAGUAAACGCUACAACAACGCACGCAGUAAACGCUACAAUGACGCACGCAGUAAACGCUGCAACAACGCACGCAGUAAACGCUACAACAACGCACGCAGUAAACGCUACAACAACGCACGCAGUAAACGCUGCAACAACGCACGCAGUAAACGCUACAACAACGCACGCAGUAAACGCUGCAACAACGCACGCAGUAAACGCUACAACAACGCACGCAGUAAAUGCUGCAACAACGCACGCAGUAAACGCUACAACAACGCACGCAGUAAACGCUACAACAACGCACGCAGUAAACGCUGCAACAACGCACGCAGUAAACGCUACAACAACGCACGCAGUAAACGCUGCAACAACGCACGCAGUAAACGCUGCAACAACGCACGCAGUAAACGCUACAACAACGCACGCAGUAAACGCUGCAACAACGCACGCAGUAAACGCUACAACAACGCACGCAGUAAACGCUGCAACAACGCACGCAGUAAACGCUACAACAACGCACGCAGUAAACGCUACAACAACGCACGCAGUAAACGCUACAACAACGCACGCAGUAAACGCUACAACGACGCACGCAGUAAACGCUACAACGACGCACGCAGUAAACGCUACAACGACGCACGCAGUAAACGCUACAACGACGCACGCAGUAAACGCUACAACGACGCACGCAGUAAACGCAACAACGACGCACGCAGUAAACGCUACAACAACGCACGCAGUAAACGCUACAACGACGCACGCAGUAAACGCUACAACGACGCACGCAGUAAACGCUACAACGACCCACGCAGUAAACGCUACAACGACCCACGCAGUAAACGCUACAACGACGCACGCAGUAAACGCUACAACGACGCACGCAGUAAACGCUACAAUGACGCACGCAGUAAACGCUACAACGACGCACGCAGUAAACGCUACAACGACGCACGCAGUAAACGCUACAACGACGCACGCAGUAAACGCUACAACGACGCAUGCAGUAAACGCUGCAAUGACGCACGCAGUAAACGCUGCAACGACGCACGCAGUAAACGCUGCAACGACGCACGCAGUAAACGCUGCAACGACGCACGCAGUAAACGCUGCAACGACGCACGCAGUAAACGCUGCAACGACGCACGCAGUAAACGCUGCAACGACGCACGCAGUAAACGCUACAACAACGCACGCAGUAAACGCUACAACGACGCACGCAGUAAACGCUGCAACGACGCACGCAGUAAACGCUGCAACGACGCACGCAGUAAACGCUGCAACGACGCACGCAGUAAACGCUACAACGACGCACGCAAGACCAGCCCUCGGACACUCACCCUCAUAGACCAGCCCUCAGAGACCAGCCCUCAUAGACCAGCCCUCAGAGACCAGCCCUCAGAGACCAGCCCUCGGAGACGAGCCCUCCGAGAUCAAACCUCAGAGACCAGCCCUCAGAGACCAGCCCUCAGAGACCAGCCCUCAGAGACCAGACCUCAGAGACCAGCCCUCAGAGACCAGCUCUCGGACACUCACCCUCAUAGACCAGCCCUCAUAGACCAGCCCUCAGAGACCAGCCCUCAGAGACCAGACCUCAGAGACCAGACCUCAGAGACCAGCCCUCAGAGACCAGCUCUCAGAGACCAGACCUCAGAGACCACCCUCAGAGACCAGACCUCAGAGACCAGCCCUCAGAGACCAGCCCUCGGAGACGAGCCCUCAGAGACCAGCCCUCGGACACUCACCCUCAUAGACCAGCCCUCAGAGACCAGCCCUCAUAGACCAGCCCUCAGAGACCAGCCCUCGGACACUCACCCUCAUAGACCAGCCCUCAGAGACCAGCCCUCAGAGACCAAACCUCAGAGACCAGCCCUCAGAGACCAGCCUUCAGAGACCAGCCUUCAGAGACCAGCCCUCAGAGACCAGCCCUCAGAGACCAGCCUUCAGAGACCAGCCUUCAGAGACCAGCCCUCAGAGACCAGCCCUCAGAGACCAGCCCUCAGGGACCAGCCCUCAGAGACCAUCCCUCAGAGACCAGCCCUCAGGGACCAGCCCUCAGAGACCAGCCCUCAGGGACCAGCCCUCAGAGACCAGCCCUCAGGGACCAGCCCUCAGAGACCAGCCCUCAGGGACCAGCCCUCAGAGACCAGCCCUCAGGGACCAGCCCUCAGAGACCAGCCCUCAGAGACCAGCCCUCAGAGACCAGCCCUCAGGGACCAGCCCUCAGAGACCAGCCCUCAGGGACCAGCCCUCAGAGACCAGCCCUCAGGGACCAGCCCUCAGAGACCAGCCCUCAGGGACCAGCCCUCAGGGACCAGCCCUCAGAGACCAGCCCUCAGAGACCAGCCCUCAGAGACCAGCCCUCAGGGACCAGCCCUCAGGGACCAGUCCUCAGAGACCAGCCCUCAGAGACCAGCCCUCAGAGACCAGCCCUCAGGGACCAGCCCUCAGGGACCAGCCCUCAGAGACCAGCCCUCAGGGACCAGCCCUCAGAGACCAGCCCUCAGGGACCAGCCCUCAGAGACCAGCCCUCAGGGACCAGCCCUCAGAGACCUCAGAGCCGUGGGUCGUCAUCAAUACGAAUGA